AUGGCUGAUGCGACCCUUCUUCAUCACCUCAUAGAGGUUUUGCCAAAGGCAGAGCUGCACGUGCACAUUGAGGGAACACUGAGCCCAGAACUGCUCUUUGAGCUUGCGAAGAGGAAUGGGGUGCAGAUUCCGUACAAGACGGUGGAGGAGGUCCGUGUGGCCUAUAACUUUACUGAUCUGCAGUCAUUCCUGGACCUCUAUUAUGAAGGCAUGUCCGUCCUCAUCACCGAGGACGAUUUUGAGGACCUGGCAUAUGCCUACACGCGUGUGAUGCACGAGAGCCGCGUCGUUCACGCCGAGCCCUUUUUCGAUCCCCAAGGUCACCUCUGCCGCGGCGUUACAUUUCGCGUUCUCUACGACGGGCUCAUGAGGGGGUUUCGCCGCGGUGAGGCCGAGUUUGGAGUCAGUGUAAUGCUCAUCUUUAGCUUCCUUCGUCAUCUCUCCGAGGAGGAGUGCCUUGCACUCGUGCUCGAUGACAUGCACCCCGACAACGGUCAGUACAUACGUGAGCUGUUCGUAGCGAAGGCGUUUGUAGCGGUGGGGCUGGACUCUUCAGAAUUGGGCCACCCACCGGAGAAGUUCGCGCGGCUCUACCGCUACUGCCGCGAAGAGCUGAAGGUGCCGUUCCUUGUGGCGCACGCGGGCGAGGAAGGUCCACCGGAGUACAUGCGGGAUGCGAUGAGCAUGCUGAAAGUGGACCGCAUCGACCACGGUGUGGCCGCGCGUCUGGACCAGGCGCUGUGCAAGGAUCUGCGUGAGAAGCGAAUCCCACUGACUGUGUGCCCGACGUCGAACGUAGCCCUCAAGGUCUUCCAGGAUCGCGCGACGUGCGGGGCGGUGGUGAUGGACCUCAUUUUGACAGAGGGGCUCUGCGUCACCAUCAACUCGGAUGAUCCGGCCUACUUUGGCGGCGACAUUCGAGAGAGUUUCCGCAUUCUCGCCGAGACGGGCCGACUCACCCCGGCCACGCUGAAGCAGCUCGUGCUCAACUCGUUCUCCAGCAGCUUCAUCGCCGACGAUAGCAAACGCGCGUACAAGGAGAGGGUGGAGAAGGUGUUCAAGGACGUGUGCGGGGGGACGUAUGAGUGA
This is a messenger RNA of Leishmania major strain Friedlin, 1089 nucleotides long. RefSeq names its product adenine aminohydrolase (gene AAH). The coding region runs from base 1 to 1089 and encodes 362 amino acids. Gene Ontology annotation, molecular function: adenine deaminase activity. Lineage: Eukaryota; Euglenozoa; Kinetoplastea; Trypanosomatida; Trypanosomatidae. The transcript has a single exon. The record is from RefSeq and is a predicted model, not a curated record. Gene Ontology annotation, biological process: adenine catabolic process; hypoxanthine salvage. Gene Ontology annotation, cellular component: cytosol.